Molecule: messenger RNA, 801 nt
Organism: Dothidotthia symphoricarpi CBS 119687
Lineage: Eukaryota; Fungi; Ascomycota; Dothideomycetes; Pleosporales; Dothidotthiaceae
Exons: 4
Source: RefSeq, a predicted model, not a curated record
AUGAACGAAGAAUUUAUGCCAGAUCCUGGGUUCACUGCCUGGGGUCCUUUUGUAAACGACGACUAUAUCAUUCAACCCAUCACCAAAGCGAGCAUUAUCAUAGCAGGCGUUGUGUUCGGUCUCAGCAAUAUUUUUGCUAUAACAGGCGCAUAUGUUGCUGUCCAGCAAACGAGAUUUUGUCAACGGCCAUGGCGGAGCCCGUACAUAUGGAUGAUCUGGCUUGAGCUGGGAGCGUGCUUCAUAAUCGCGAUCCAAUGUAUGCUAUAUUUACUCAAGGUUAUUCGGCCCAGCUUCUACUUCUAUAUGAGCCUUCUUUGUCUCUGGUCCGUUCAAGUGCAACUUUUGCUGCAAAUCAUUAUAAAUCGAAUCCGAGUCAUAUUACCAGAUAGGGCACGAGGACGACGACUUAUGAUUACUACCGCCAUCGCUGUCACCCUAGUCAAUAUCAGUGUCUUUGUCGUAUGGAUACCAGCACGUUUGGAGAUCAGUGAGGAAUGGAUGCAUAUCAACGAAAUCUGGGACCACAUCGAGAAGAUCUUGUACCUGUUCAUGGAUGGCUAUCUGAACUAUUACUUCAUUCGACUCGUCAAGGCAAACCUAGUGGAGAAUGGGCUGCAGAAGUACAACGCUCUAGUCCGAUUUUGCCAACGCAUCAUCGUCCUUUCACUCCUGAUGGAUGUCGUCAUUAUUGGCGCUAUGAGCAUCCCCAAUGGAUUUGUCUACGCAAUGUUCCAUCCCCUUGCUUAUCUUGUCAAGCUCAAUAUAGAAAUGUUCUUGGCCCGCCUUAUCAAGAAAAUUGCC